AUAUGCUUUACUUAGAGCUAAUUUCAACAUAGAAGAAUGGCAAUACGCAAUAACCAUAUGUUCUAAAGUUCCUGGUCAAUGUAUAAAAACCAUAACUAACUGGGUCUGGGAAAGUGCUCGAGACAAUAGUACCCUACUAGCUUAUUUGCAAGUCGGUCAAGAAGUAUGCCAACAUUACUAUAAUGGCUUAAUGCAGUCAUCAGUUGUGAUAAAGGAGCAUGCAAAAGCAACUUCUAAUAUUCAACAACUCAAUGCUAAUACUUUAGAUCUAGAGGCUAAUACAAGACAUCCAAGUUCAAGAAAAUAUAUCAAAACAAAUGAAGAUGACAAUAAUAAUAUUAUUAUUAUUGGUAGUAAUGAAGAUACAGAACUCGAUAGUUUGCUGCAAAAGCUCAAAGAAUUAUAA
Messenger RNA from Dentiscutata erythropus, 406 nucleotides. The record is from the annotation of a GenBank genome assembly. NCBI's taxonomy places the organism in Eukaryota, Fungi, Glomeromycota, Glomeromycetes, Diversisporales, Gigasporaceae.